Molecule: messenger RNA, 1167 nt
Organism: Eutrema salsugineum
Lineage: Eukaryota; Viridiplantae; Streptophyta; Magnoliopsida; Brassicales; Brassicaceae
Product: probable purine permease 6
Exons: 2
Coding region: 1-1167 (388 amino acids)
Cellular component (GO): membrane
Molecular function (GO): purine nucleoside transmembrane transporter activity
Source: RefSeq, a predicted model, not a curated record
AUGAUGGAAGUCGAAUCAGAAACUCAAGAGCUCUGUCUUCACGUCAAUGGCGAACAUGCAGGGAAAUUUUCAACAGAACAAAGAAGUCAAAACUACUCAUGGAUGUUAAAAGUGUCUCUCUACGUAAUUCUCCUCUUAGCUGGAGAGACAAUAGCUACUCUCUUAGGAAGACUUUACUACGAAAAAGGUGGUAAAAGCACAUGGCUCGAGACCUUGGUUCAGCUUGUUGGGUUUCCUUUAACCCUUCCUUGUUAUUAUUACAUAAAGCCUGAGCCUUCCAAGACUAAAGACAUAACCAGAAAAACUAUUUCUUCCUUCUUGAAACAGUCUUUAGUGUAUAUUGGACUUGGCUUGCUUGUUGCUGGACAAAGUGCUUUAUAUUCUUUUGGAUUACUCUACCUACCUGUCUCAACUUUCUCUUUGAUCUCUGCUUCACAAUUGGCUUUUAAUGCAAUCUUCUCCUACUUCUUAAACUCACAAAAGAUCACAUUUCCAAUACUCAAUUCAAUUGUUCUCUUGACCAUAUCUUCAACACUUCUUGUCAUCCAACCUGACCCUGAGCUUUCUUCUUCCAAGUCCAUUGCCAAAUCCAAUUAUGUGAUUGGAUACAUCUGCGCAAUUGGUAGCUCAGCUGGGUAUUCUCUGGUGCUUUCUUUACAAGAUUACGCGUUUGAAAAUAUUCUAAAGAAACACACUUUCAAGGCGAUUUUAGAUAUGGACACAUACCCGUCUCUGGCAGCUACUUGUGUAGUUGUAGUUGGACUUUUUGGAAGUGGUGGGUGGAAAAUAUUGAAGACAGAAAUGGAAGAGUUUCAACUUGGGAAAAUCUCUUAUAUUCUGAUAAAUCUCGGUGCAACGAUAUCAUGGCAAGCUUUUUCGAUUGGUAGUUUGGGUUUGAUUCUUGAAGUUUCAUCGCUUUUCUCAAAUGUUAUAGGCACUCUUGGUUUACCUGUUGUUCCUUGUCUUGCUGUUGUGUUCUUCCGCGAUGAGAUGAGUGGAAUCAAGUUGGUUGCAAUGUUGUUGGCCAUAUGGGGAUUUGUUUCUUAUGCUUACCAGCAUUAUGUCGAUGAACCAAAAACAAAAGAAGUAAAUCAGGAGAAAGAAGAAGAAGAGCAAGAGCUUUUUCAACCUGAAAAAGAAGAAGCACAAAAAUAUAACAUUUCAUAA